ACAAGCGGGAGGGGAGCCGAGCACAAGUCCCGAAGGAGCGUCGGGCAAAAAAGCACUCUUUUUACCGGCUUUCAUCGGCCUUCUUCACUCUUUGUGGUUCCCCGAGCUGACAGACAGUUCUCGGUGGGAAAUUGCCGGCAGAGUGAGAGCCGCCGUGUUGCUGGCUGAGGAAAGCCGCGGACAAAGGGAGGCAGGCUGGACUACAACUGACUUGGCAAGAGAAGCACCACUGUCGGAAGAAAAACGAAGAGUCGGAAGUGAUUUUUUUCCCCACAGAAAAAUGUGAAUCGAAGCCUUUUGAUGGAAAAACAGUAACAGUUAGGGGGGAGACCAGUUUUUUCUUCAGUGAAAAGACGUUCAGCAUUCAGCUUUCAUUUAAGAUCCAAGCAGCAUGGGGGAGCAGCCCAUCUUCAGUGCCCGAGCUCAUGUUUUCCAGAUUGACCCGGCUACCAAACGCAACUGGCUGCCGGCCAGCAAACAUGCCGUCACUGUGUCCUUCUUCUACGACGCCAACCGCAGCGUCUACCGCAUCAUCAGCGUGGGCGGGACUAAAGCUAUCAUCAACAGCACCAUCACCCCUAACAUGACCUUCACCAAAACCUCCCAGAAGUUUGGCCAGUGGGCUGACAGUCGGGCCAACACGGUUUACGGCCUCGGCUUCUCUACAGAGCAGCAGCUGCAGCAGUUUGCUGAGCAGUUUAAGGAGGUGAAGGAGGCGGCUCGUCUGGCCAGAGAAAAAUCCCAGGAGAGGUACGAGCUGGCCAACCCCGCUCUCAACAUCGCUGCCCCACAGGAACUGUCCGAGGAGCGUCAUUCACCACCACUGCUGACAGUCAAUGGGCCAGGAGAAGAAAAGCUGUUUCGCAGUAAAAGUGCAGAAGUGGAGCUUACAGUGGAGAAGGAGAGGGUCAAAAAGAUGCUGUCUGAAGGGUCCAUGUGUGAAAUCAACCUGGAGGCAGAGCUCUUCACCCUACAAGACAGUAAUGCCAAGCUGGUAGCGGCACUGCAAGAAGCCAACAGCAGCGUGGAACAGUGGAAGCAGCAGUUGGCUGAGUACCAGGAUGAGACGGAUCGCCUUAGAGAGCAGGUGGCGGAGUUGGAGGCACAGCUUGGCCAUCCCGCUGCUGAUAAAGAGGAACUGAGCCGCUCACUGGAGGAGCUAGAAGCCCUGCUGAGCGCCAAGGACCAGGAGAUUCACAGUCUACAAAGCAAGAAAACCGACGUGGGAGAGCUGGAGAGGGAGAGGGAAGAGGCUAUUGAGAGACUCCAGGACCUUGAGAGGCGAAACACAGAGCUGGAAGGUCAAGUUCAGAACGCUGAAAAGACACUGGCCUCCAGCAGGGACGAGCGGGAGAAGGCGGAGGUCGAGGUCCAACACAUCCUCGAGGCCCUCGAUGUCAAAAUUUGCGACCUGAAUGACCUGAGACAAAGUCUGGCCAAUCUGAUCGAUAAGUAGUCCCGAUUGCAGGCGGGCUGCAUCUCCACAGUCGAGGCGUGGUCACAUUCAUCUGUCUUCACCGGCAGAACCUUGAAGGUGCAUUGCAUAGAAUAAAACAAGUGAUCUCUAUAUUCUUACAUAUACAGUACAUGGCGCAACGUUCAAUUACCUUCAACAAUAUGAUCUGAUUUGUAACUUAGGCUGCGUUCACGCUUUUGGUUUGGUUUGGUUUGGUACUCUGGUCCGGAGAAUCUGAAUUGAAAAAAGGUCCUCGGUGUGCACUUUGGUACAGUUUGCUCAGCAGUCACAUUGGUAGUUUUGUCAUGGGACCAAAGGCUGCACAUUAGGGGUGGUCCAUACUGCAAAUUUUGGUGUCACCCUGACACCAACUAAAUACAGGGAGAGUGUUUUUGGUGCCGUACAUUUUAUUUGAAAUAUUUCAAGCUCAUUGAAUGAGUUUGUGAUUUUGCCUUUAAUUUACUGAUCAUGAUGAUCAUAAUAUAUAACAGAAUAAAACACAGUUGACAGACAAUUUAGGCACACAAAAAUGCCAACAAACUUGACUUGCAAACAGUUUAACAAGUACAGGUACAGGUAACAAGUAACAGUAAUCCCUCGCUACUUGGCGCUCUAAAUUUUGCGGCUUCACUCUAUCAUGUUUUUUUGGAAAAUGUAUUAAUUCAUAUAUCAUGCUGUUUUGUAGUUAUGUGCGGCCUAUUUUCCGUGAAAAAAUAUCCAUAUUUAACCAAAUUGUACAUAUGCUUUGCCUAAAUUAAGCAAUUUCAAGCAUACAAAUGUCUGAAUAACUCAAAUAUAAAUAUAAGGCAUUCAAAGAUGCUGCGAUGAUAUGUACUUUUCUACAGUGGUCACUAGGUGUCAGCAAUGUUACUGUAAUAUUUGGUGAGACACACAAGCACCAGACUUGAUCACAGGAACAACAGACGUUUAUUGUAGGUUUGAAUGAUCUCACGACAGGCACAAAAGUCCAUAACAAUAUUGCGACCGUAAUAUACUGCAAGGUAAAACUCAACUCUGAACCCUCGACAUCACUUCUUGCCCUCCCCCACUCAGCUACCCGAGCACUGGAACACAUUUACAGCAACACACACGAGCAUGAGUCUUAUUUAUGUCUUAAAUGGCUUAUUGACUCUUAUUAUGUCUACUGUGUUGGGCAAUAUGAGUGUAAAGGUGACUAUAGGGUUGUUAGUUCAUGUUUAGAGGGCUCUAGUAACCAUUGGGGUCUAAUAGUCAUCGUUUCUGAAAAACGGCUGUCGAAACAAAAACGUCAAGCCAGCAUUUUCAGGUUUUCCCACUCUGGAAGCCGUUUUCAAAAAUAAGCUGUUCCAGGUCACCCAGAUGCCGUUCCCGUGUGGAUGAGAGGCUGAAACGAUAAAAUACUUUGACCUGAAAACUUUUCCGUGUGCAUAGCAACCUCAGUCUGUCAUAAGCGAUUUUUCUUAAAGAAGUUUCUUUCACCAUUUCCGGUAAUAGUUUACUUAAAUAUACUUACAUUAAUGAAAUUCUUUGGAUGAUGAUGCACAUGUGCCUUUGGCACUAAAUAAUCAAUACCAAGUCAUUCACCAAGAAGAGAAGUUAACAAAAGCAGACAGGUUUUAUGAAUAAUAGCAUCAGAGUUCUGAGUCAUUUUAGAAUCAUCCUCUCCCGGACUGUGGAAAUGCACCCCACUGGAGUUGGGUCAAAGGAGGGGAAAAAGCCUGACAGAACCUCUUCAGACCCACAUGUAUUUUUCCCUCUGCUUUAUUUGGACUACUCUCCUCUCCCCUUAGUCUGUUAUUCAUGGCGAUCGAUGAAGAAGCGGCAGCAAAGAUGCUGCUGAAUUCCAGCAGCGGGGUGCCAGCUUUAUCCCCUCCCUCUCCGGCCUCCAUCCUGGUCUCCUCCCUUUCAUGUUUGUGCCAAGUUUGAUUUUGUUUACAUUUGUUAAGUGUUCAUGCAAUGAUCCAGUCUGACCAUUGAUCAUGCUGGUUAGAAGAAGUGUGCAGAGAAGCAGUUUCCACACAAGAGCACUGGUGUAAUGUGAAACUGUUUUUGUGUGUGCGUGUGCGUGUGCGUGUGCGUGUGUGUGUGUGUGUGUGUGUGUGUGUGUGUGUGUGUGUGUGUGUGCUCCAUAUAAGAAGCACAACUCGUAUUAGUUUACUACAUGGGUACUUUGGGGAAAAAAAAAAAAAAACCUAAACAAAAUGAACAAAGAAACAGCUUUGUACCUCCUGAUUAUUUAGUCUGUAUUUGACAAACAGCACAUGAUGCAUUGAACUUGUCGAAAUGUGAUUUCAUUAAGCUUGUAGAAGAAUCUAGCACCUGUAGGAUGCAAUUUAACCAUGUUUUAUGAUAAACCUUUUAAAGGAAGGAGGCGUUUAUGAUUACGAGUACUAUUUCUUUAUGGUCAGAAUGCUAAUUCGCCGAUUAUAUUGCCCCAUUUACAAGUUUCACUGUGAUUUCAGCACGAUCAGCUAUAUUUCAUCAUUCCACCGACUUAUUUCACUAUCUGGCAGUUCGGACCUCAGCAGCCACAUGCAAGCCUCUUUGAAUUAGCAAUAUGUUUGUAGUCGGCAGAAGUUAUUUAUUUAGCAAGACAUGACGUGUGAUAAUGGUUGUAAGCCUGAGAACCACACUUGCACAGAGCACAAAAAUGCUCGUACUAAAUAGCACAAUUUCAGGGGUGUCCAAAGUGCAGCCCAGGGGCCAUUUGUGGCCCGUAGCUGUUUUUUUUAUUGGCCCGCGGCACAUUCUAAAUAUACAAUUUAACAAGAAAACAAAAAAAACCCUGAAAAAUCAGCAAUAAUUUUACAAGAAUAAAGUCAAAAUAUAACGGUUCUAAUUUUAAGAGAAUAGCGUCGUAAUUUUGUGAGUAAAAAUAACGUCAUUUUAGUUUGAAAUAUUAAUAUCGAAAUAAUAUUUUUUUUAAGUUGUAAUAUUAUGAGAAACAAGCUAAAUGAAUGAAGUUGGAAUUUUUUCAAAAUUUGAUUGCUAAAAAAGUUACAAUGUUACGAGAAUAAAGUCACAUUAAGAGAAACAAACAAAGUUGUCAUUUUUUGGGAAAUUAGGUUGGGGAAAAGUUAUGAUAUUAUGGGAAUAAAGUCAAAAUAUGGGAAUAAAAUCAUAAUAUUACGAAAAGAAAAUCUAUGGAGAUUAUUCAAGAAAAAACCCCCAGCAGAAAUGGAAAAAACUGCUUUAAUUUUAUGAGCAUAAAGUCCAAAUAUUUAGAGAAACAAGUCAUAUUCUAAGAAGAACAAAAGCUUUAUGAGAACAAACUCAUAAUAUUAUGAGGAAAAUGUUUAGUAGCAUACCGUUGAAAUAUUAAAGAAAAAAAUACUUUAUUUUGAAAAGUCAUAUUAUGAGAAACAAACACAACGAAAUAAAGCCAUGUUUUGGAAAAUUAGGUUGGGGAAAACGUUGUAAUAUUAUGGGAAAUGAAGUCAUAUUAUUACGAAAAUUACAUUAACCAAAAGUGUUUUUAAGAAGAAAGUUAAAAUAUUUGUAAACUGAAAUUUUAAAAAUCAGCAAAAAUUGAGAAAAGACCGAAGUUUGUACUAAUAAAACACUUCUUUCCAUCUAUAUUACAAAGAUGAGAUGCAGGUUUUUCUUGAAAUAUCUCGAACGUCUUAGCAUAUCUACAUCUGUUGGUGUACAAAAUAUCAAAGUGGCCCUCGGUGGGUAAAAGUUUGGACACCCCUGUACUAUUUCAUUUCCAAGAUACACACGAAAAUCCAUUUUUCCUCCUUAUUUCUACUUGUGACAUUUCUUAGAGUUCCUGAUUGCUGACAUGCAACAAAUUUGGAUGGGAAUCCUUCUGCACGUAUUAUUUUGUAGGUUUUACCGUUCUUGUGCAUCAAAGGUGAAAUCCGUCCAAGCUGGUAUUUUUACCAUCUGUGAAACUGCUUUGUUUGACCACUUAUAGUACGGUACUUAUUUUUUGGUGCUUGUUACACUCUGGAGUAAGUCCUUGAAGUAUCUCAACAACAGAACACAGAACCAAAGAAGUGUUAUCACCUAAACUGGAAUUAGCACAUCACCUUCUCCUAAAUUACCUUCUUUUGACUGCAUUUUACUUGACCUUUUACAUAAAUGCUUCAGUUAGCUCGUAACAGUAUUGAUAGAUUUUUUUAAAAUGGCAAACUGCGAAAACUGGUAAUGGCUUUUUCGAGGCCACAGCCCAGAGUGAAUUGAAAGUUGGGUUUAUAUGAAAGAUUGAGCUUAUAUUUGUAAAGAAGUCUUGAAGCAUUAAAAUUCAGCCAUGCUUUGACACA
This is a messenger RNA of Dunckerocampus dactyliophorus (ringed pipefish), 5703 nucleotides long. Its product is annotated as homer protein homolog 3-like. The record is from RefSeq and is a predicted model, not a curated record. The transcript is spliced from 9 exons. Gene Ontology annotation, cellular component: plasma membrane; postsynaptic density; dendrite. Gene Ontology annotation, molecular function: G protein-coupled glutamate receptor binding. Gene Ontology annotation, biological process: regulation of store-operated calcium entry; G protein-coupled glutamate receptor signaling pathway. The coding region runs from base 392 to 1456 and encodes 354 amino acids. NCBI's taxonomy places the organism in Eukaryota, Metazoa, Chordata, Actinopteri, Syngnathiformes, Syngnathidae.